This is a messenger RNA of Peromyscus maniculatus bairdii (prairie deer mouse), 7460 nucleotides long. The record is from RefSeq and is a predicted model, not a curated record. Lineage: Eukaryota; Metazoa; Chordata; Mammalia; Rodentia; Cricetidae.
GUUGUCCCCCUGCUGCUGCCCAUCACUUUGCAAAGUCGGCGGCUCCCCUGCUCCGUGCACGCCCCCGGCUGCCCCGGUGGCGGUGACUCGGGGUCCGCGGAUUUGCCCUGGGAUGCCGCGGCUGGAUGAUGAGCAGUUCGUGGCCUCUGGAAUAAAGGCGCUGAGAUGAGGGUCUGAAACUUCAGCUUAGAACUUUUCCUUGGAUGGGCCCACCUUGAGAACAGUGGCACAUUCUCGUGAUUCUCAGUAGGAACAGAUAUUUCAGAGGCUAUGGAGAUGGCUCAGUUGGUAAAGUGCUUGCCCCGUAUGAGGCCUGAUGGGUGGCACCUACGUCAAAGAGAUUCCCUGUGUAAGGUGCAUGCAUGUACUCCCAGCUCCGGAGACAGGUGGAUCCUUGAGACUGGCCCCCAAACAGCCUCGCUGAAUCAGAAAGCCCUUGAUAUUUCAACAAGGAAGAAAUCACUCUCCUCCUAAGAUGGAAUCUGUGAUUUGGGAAUGUGGUUGAUCAACUUGAUAUGCUGGCCAGAUGUGCCCUAUGUAAUAAAAUGAAAAGAAGAUACAAGAUGAUGUCAUUUUCCAAUAUUGUGAAACCAAAAACAAAUGCCUUUUGUGAGACCAGGUUAACAAACCUCUGACAGUACAAGGAGUUUUUAACUGUUCGAAGAACCUAACAGAUACAGAAGGGGUGCUUUCAAGCUGAGACCUGCAGGCACAUCUUGAGUAAAUCUGAUCGUCCAAGUCUCAUUCAGAUCCAAGAAGAAUGGCUAUGAGUUGGAUUGUCUUUUAUCUUUGGCUCUUGACUGUGUUUGUGGGGCAUAUAGGUGGGCACAGUUUGUUUUCUUGUGAACCUAUUACCUUGAGGAUGUGCCAAGAUUUGCCUUAUAAUACUACCUUCAUGCCUAAUCUUCUGAACCAUUAUGACCAACAGACAGCAGCUUUAGCAAUGGAGCCCUUCCACCCUAUGGUGAAUCUGGACUGCUCUCGGGAUUUUCGGCCAUUUCUUUGUGCACUCUAUGCCCCUAUUUGUAUGGAGUAUGGACGUGUCACACUGCCCUGUCGUCGGCUGUGCCAGCGUGCCUAUAGCGAGUGCUCAAAGCUCAUGGAGAUGUUUGGGGUUCCUUGGCCUGAAGAUAUGGAAUGCAGUAGGUUUCCAGAUUGUGAUGAGCCAUAUCCCCGACUUGUUGAUUUGAAUUUGGUUGGAGAGCCAACUGAAGGUGCCCCAGUUGCCGUGCAGAGGGACUAUGGCUUCUGGUGUCCCCGAGAGUUGAAAAUCGAUCCUGACCUUGGCUAUUCCUUUUUGCACGUGCGAGAUUGUUCACCACCAUGUCCCAAUAUGUACUUUAGGAGAGAAGAACUGUCAUUUGCUCGCUAUUUCAUAGGACUGAUUUCAAUCAUUUGCCUCUCUGCCACGUUGUUUACUUUUUUAACCUUUUUGAUUGACGUCACAAGAUUCCGUUACCCUGAAAGGCCUAUCAUAUUUUAUGCAGUCUGCUACAUGAUGGUGUCAUUGAUUUUCUUCAUUGGCUUUUUGCUUGAGGACCGAGUAGCCUGCAAUGCAUCCAGCCCUGCACAGUAUAAGGCUUCCACAGUGACACAAGGAUCUCACAAUAAAGCCUGUACCAUGCUUUUUAUGGUACUCUAUUUUUUCACUAUGGCUGGCAGUGUAUGGUGGGUAAUUCUUACCAUCACAUGGUUUUUAGCAGCUGUGCCAAAGUGGGGUAGUGAAGCUAUUGAGAAGAAAGCAUUGCUGUUUCAUGCCAGUGCCUGGGGCAUCCCUGGAACUCUAACUAUCAUCCUUUUAGCGAUGAAUAAAAUUGAAGGUGACAACAUUAGUGGCGUGUGUUUUGUCGGCCUCUACGAUGUUGAUGCGUUAAGAUAUUUCGUUCUCGCUCCCCUCUGCCUAUAUGUGGUAGUUGGGGUUUCUCUCCUCUUAGCCGGCAUCAUAUCCCUAAACAGAGUUCGGAUUGAGAUCCCAUUAGAAAAGGAAAACCAAGAUAAGUUAGUGAAAUUCAUGAUCCGGAUUGGUGUUUUCAGCAUUCUUUACCUUGUACCACUCUUGGUUGUAAUUGGAUGUUACUUUUAUGAGCAAGCGUACCGUGGCAUCUGGGAAACAACAUGGAUACAGGAACGCUGCAGAGAAUAUCAUAUUCCAUGUCCAUACCAGGUUACUCAGAUGAGUCGUCCGGACCUGAUUCUCUUUCUGAUGAAGUAUCUGAUGGCUCUCAUAGUCGGGAUUCCCUCUAUAUUUUGGGUUGGAAGCAAAAAGACAUGCUUUGAAUGGGCCAGUUUUUUCCAUGGUCGUAGGAAAAAAGAGAUAGUGAAUGAGAGCCGGCAGGUGCUCCAGGAACCCGACUUUGCUCAGUCGCUCCUGAGGGACCCAAACACUCCUAUUAUCCGGAAAUCAAGAGGAACUUCCACUCAAGGGACAUCCACACACGCUUCCUCAACUCAGCUGGCCAUGGUGGAUGACCAACGGAGCAAAGCGGGGAGUGUCCACAGCAAAGUGAGCAGCUACCACGGCAGCCUCCACAGGUCACGUGACGGCAGGUACACUCCCUGCAGUUACCGAGGAAUGGAGGAGAGACUACCUCACGGCAGCAUGUCACGCCUGACGGAUCACUCCAGGCACAGUAGUUCUCAUCGGCUCAAUGAGCAGUCACGACACAGCAGCAUCCGAGACCUCAGCAACAACCCCAUGACUCACAUUACACACGGCACCAGCAUGAACCGUGUUAUCGAAGAGGACGGGACCAGUGCCUAGUCUCGUCUAAAGUGAAACUUGUGCUGUUGGAAGUGGGUUUUAGCCUGGGUCUUCGCAUGGCUGGCUGCUGUAACUCGCUGUCAUCCUGCUUUUAAUCAGGCAGAGUGUGCCCACUGAGAAGGUAGAUCUUUGCUUUUUGUGUCGCAUCAAACUUGGCGUGUAAACACAUCCCAAACACAAAAGAAUCAUGUCAUCACAAAAAUAAUUCUUUCUAGGUUGUGAAGAGAUGAUUGUCUGGUAAGCAUUUUUAUAAACCCCCUUAUUUUAUAUUUAGAAAAAUCCUAUAUGUGUGGUGACUGCUUUGUAGUGAACUUUCAUAUAAUAUGAACUAGUGGUGAAAUGACAUUCUGGUAGCUCUGUUAAUAAAACAAAGUUUCAGAAUUAAAGAAAAUUUCUAUGCAAGGCUUAUUUCUCAGAUGAACACUAGGACUUUGUAGGUUUAUUUCCACUGAGUGAGAAAAAGGAACUGUUUUUAAACUGUAGAAGACUGUGAUAAGCCAGCAAGGGUAUUAGCUAAUAGGAUCAAAGUGCCAGAAGAGUCCAGUUGGCCUGUGGGAGGUUCUCUCAAAGUCCGUAGUCUUCCCCACAGAUAUUCAGGAUGUGGAUGAAUUAGCAUUGGAGUAAAGGCAGAGAUGAGCAUUUCCCCUGCAGUUGUAUUGUUUUUUACUUUUGUAAAUAUUACUUUUAUGGGCUAUGUUUUUAUAAUAUCCAUAUGCAUGAUAGAGAAAAUUUAAUUUGUGGCCAUCUUUUCCUAGGUAAUUAUAUUGAUUCAUAGACAACUUCAUGUUCAGAUAUGUUCUGUGGAGGCAUGCAGUAAGAUAAGCAUCACACAUUAUAAGGGUUUUUAAGUGGUAAACAAAUUACGAAAUGGCAAAAUAUUUUCUCUGUAUUCGUUGUUGUAUUUUUCUACAGUGAGAUGUGACCUUGCCAAAGCCAUCAGACAUUGAUAUCCAGGCCCUCCUAUAGUGAGCUGAUUGUCUGCACUGAACUCCCCAGGAGCCAGUUGGCUACUGCUUGUUCCCCACAUUCCUGUUUUCAGUUUCUGAAUCAUUGUUUACAUCUGAAAUAUAUAAUCUAAGUCCAAAGUGGUGAUUCAUUUGGGUUCUUGAAAACCAUUGUAGCUAAGUGGAGCAUGGUUACUCUUUCUGUGAAUACCUUUAAUCUAAAAAAUAUCAAGUGAAAAACACUUGACAUUUUAUCUUAUAAAGCUUAAAUGAUUUAGGAUAUGAACUGUGAACUUUAUUGGGUAUGAAACUGAUCAGAAAGAAAAAUUCUGGAAAAUGCUAAUGUGUUCAUUCAGAAAACACAGUGAUCCCCAGCCCUGAUUGCAGGUAAGACUCACUCUGGGAGCUCUCGUUAGCCAACAUCUUUCUCUCAGGUGAGAGUUGAUGCUUUAAAAACAAACAGAAGCUUUCCAGGUGAUAAUUAGCUAGCCAAACUUGAAGCCCAUUCUUUUAAGCUCGCUUUCUCCUAAUGAUGGGCUGAUGGUAUCACUUUUGAUCAUGGGAAGAUCUAGCCAGACUCAGUGAUACGCUUUACAUUGUUACCUAAUAUACUGUUGUUUCCUACUUUAUUAUCCAUUAUAAAAUGCAGAAUUCUCAAUUCUCAUCUCUGGAGAGUCUUACUCAAUAAAUCAGUAGGAUUUCACAGAUCUGUGUUUCUAAAAACACAGAAGAUUCUUAGCAGGCUAUCCAAGAAUCACACUCAGAAAAAAUUAUUCUAGACUCUGGAGAGGGAGGCCUGGCUUUGCCAUAUGCUAGUUUUCAACUUUGAACAAGUCAGCCUCCUUGAGCCUAGCUCCCCUUGUUUGAAAAUGAAGAUUGAAGAUGAAUAUCUACUCUACCUACCUCACAAAGCUGUCAAAUUAAGAUCAAAUGAAAACAACCAUAUGGAAGCUCUUGGAAACUGUGAAGCAUUAUGAAAUAUGAGAGACUAAGAUUCUUGAGGACUUAAGAGCUUUAUUAGAGGUCUACUGUAGUACAUUUCUUGACACAUGCUUCUUCUUUCACCCUUUAAAAUUAAGAGCUCCUACCUGACAGAAGAGCCAGUUUUCUGGUAGUCAUGAUUUAUUUGUGUCCUGUUGCUUCUUCAAAGUAUGUACCAGUAGAGAUUACUCAUUCUUCAUAAAACACAUUUGAGCAUUUAGCCCCAAAUGUUUUCUCUUCCUCUGUCCUCCUGUCUUUCUCCUUGGAACUGGAGACCACUCAGAGAGGCCUGAAGUCCCUUAUAACUGACAGUUAGUAAACCCUUCCUUACGCCUUACAAGGCACAACUGAUAACUUGUCUAUAAAUAAACCAGUAACUCAGGAAGUUUCUGUUUGAGAAGCUAUGUAGAACAGCAUGGGCAAACCCAAACAAACAUCCACAGUCAUAGGAAGUUGAGAUAGAAAUGCCAGUUUGAGCUCAAAGAUGUCUUCUGUUACCAUCUGCAUUGCUACCAACUGCCGAGUGUUCAGUGGUUGUCUUUUAAAGUGGGACAGUGCAGACAGUGAAGUGAGCAUUGUCAUGAAAGGCUCACCUUGGUGCUUCCAGACUGUGUGCAUGCACUUGCACCUCCUCCAAGCUGGUGGAGUUGUGUACGUGAAUGUUGUUGGCCUGCAGGCACCUUCAACAGGCGCCGUCCUUCACUUGUCCUGCACAGUCUGCAUAAUGGUGUUUGUUUCAAGUAGCACUGUUCAGUUUGGGCCGUAUUCUUUAGCAUACUAGCACUAUAGGUUAAGAAUUUUUCAUUCUUUUCUUUCUUUCUUUCUUUCUUUCUUUCUUUCUUUCUUUCUUUCUUUCUUUCUUUCUUUCUUUCUUUCUUCUUUUUUUUUUUUUUUUUUUUUUGAAGAGACCAUUGAAGAACUAUAGCAGAACAGUGAUUUCAAAUCUUAACCUGCUUAAAUUGACUUAACAAGUCUGGACAGUUUUCUCACCAUAUGAGUAACUUUAAUUUCUGUUGUGAUUGGCAUAUGUUAAUACUUAGUGUUUUCUUUGUUCGGUUGACAACCAAGAAAAUGAUAGUUCCCCCAAAGUAUUAAUAUAUUAUCAAAAGGGUUUUGAAAAGUACUUUGAUUUUAGCAAUAUUGUUCUGUUCAUAAUUAGACAAGAGAUCCAAGGCAAUAGUCAACUCAAAACAGUAAUUGGUUUCAGAGACGGUUGGUGAAUAGUGAUUAGCACGGGGCAUAGUGUAGCAUAGCUUUUCAGUAAAUGAUUAAUGAACGACUGACGACACAGCACUCGGCUUAGACCGUGAGAUUGUUCAUGUGUCUGUUUGUGAAUGACGUUUUUUAAAAUCUGUGUAAAGUAGGAAUUUUUUGAUUUCACAUAAAAACACAGGGGACAGAAGUUUUCUAGAACCUAGGUUUAAAAAUGAACUCGUGAUUCUUUUAAACUUCUUUUAUGCCUUUUUGUGGCCAAUUAAAAUGCGAAAAUCCUGGGUUUGGAGAAAUGGUUCAUUGGUUAAGUGUGCUUGCUGCUCUUCCAAAGGACCCAAGAUCAGUUCCUAGCACCCUUGCUGCAUGUAACUCCAGCUCCAGGGGAUCGGAGGCUUUUCUCUGGCCUCCUCUGAUACCAGCGCACUGUAGCAGAUACACAUGCACACAUAAAUUCAAAAUAAAGUAAACUUUUCUCCAAGACAGAGUUUCUCUGUAUAUCCCCGACUUCAGUGUCCUGGAACUCACUUUGUAGACAAGGCUGGUCUCAAACUCACAGAGCUCUGCCUGCAUCUGCCUCCCAAGUGCUGGGGUUAAAAGCGUGCACCACCACCGCCCAUCUUAAAGUAAAUUUUUUAAAAAAUAUGAAAAACAUUUAUUUAACUCAACUAUAUAGCCUAAAGUCUACAUACAUUUAUAUAAAUUUGAUUAUCUAUGGAAAUGCAUUGGCAUUUGUGCAUCUCUUCAUAAUUUUUCUUUUUCAUUUUUUUGUUGUUCAAGUCAUGUGAGUACUGGGAAAAGCUUAGGAAAACCAGACAUCCCUCACUGGUUCACCAGACUAUAAUUGCAUUCUCUAAUUCUAAUCCUGUUUAUCUUUAUUCAAUAACUAAACUGGUACAGGAUAAUACUUUUCUUUCAAUAUCCAAAUCUUCUGGGAAAAGACAAUGUUAAAAGUCUGCGUAGAGCCAACCAUCUUAAUAGACAGGGGUGUUUGGUUAGCCUACAAAAAACAGUGUAUGUCAAUGUGUUUAUUCCUGUGUUCUCUAAGUAGAAAAUCUGGAUAUGAAGUUUUUUUUUAAAGUUUUUCACUAAUAUUUUGGUCAAGGGCCAAGCCAGUACAAAAUCCAUUAAGUUCAAUCUAUUUAAAUGUAUUGAAGGGUACUUAUCUUUAGCUUUUAUUUAAAUAGCCACCUAGAAACCUAUCUUGUCCUUUUCAUGGAUGUUUUUGUUGGUAUGGUAGAAUUGUUCAUAAUUUAUUCUAGUUUUAUUAACCACUACAUCAUUUUCCCUUGGUUAAAAAAGUUUUUUGCUUUUUAAUAAUUCAAAAGUUUAAAAUUUGGUGGCAUACACCUUUAAUCUCAGCACUUGGGAGGUAGAUGCAGGAGGAGCUCUGUGAGGUUCAGACCAGCCUGGUCUACAGAGUGAGCUCUAGGGCAUCCAGGGCUGCCUAGGAAGACCUUGCUUAAAAGAUAAAUUAAGGAAUUAAUUAAGGUUCUGUGUUCUGUUAUUCUGCUCAUUACCACUCACUAUUAAAUUAGUAUUUUCAAGGUCUUUUUUUUUAAGCU